Molecule: messenger RNA, 3967 nt
Organism: Electrophorus electricus (electric eel)
Lineage: Eukaryota; Metazoa; Chordata; Actinopteri; Gymnotiformes; Gymnotidae
Gene: tom1l2a
Product: target of myb1 like 2 membrane trafficking protein a
Biological process (GO): signal transduction
Cellular component (GO): endosome; membrane
Molecular function (GO): clathrin binding; phosphatidylinositol binding; ubiquitin binding
Source: RefSeq, a predicted model, not a curated record
UCGAGCUGCGGAUUGUUUGUUGUCAUCAAGAUGGAGUUCUUGUUGGGGAAUCCGUUCAGCACUCCCGUUGGCCAGUGCAUUGAGAAAGCCACUGAUGGCUCCCUUCAGAAUGAGGACUGGACACUGAACAUGGAAAUCUGUGACAUUAUUAAUGAGACAGAGGAAGGGCCCAAAGACGCCAUCCGCGCCAUCAAGAAGAGGCUGAACGGCAACCGAAACUUCCGGGAGGUGAUGCUGGCCCUGACCGUCCUGGAGACAUGCGUGAAAAACUGCGGCCAUCGCUUUCACGUGCUGGUGGCCACUCGCGACUUCAUCGACGGGGUCCUGGUGAAGAUCAUCUCGCUGAAGAACAACCCUCCCACCGUAGUGCAGGACAAAGUGCUGGCGCUCAUUCAAGCCUGGGCAGACGCGUUCCGGAGCAGUCCAGACCUGACUGGGGUUGUGCACAUUUACGAGGAGCUGAAGAGGAAGGGUGUCGAGUUCCCCAUGGCGGACCUGGAUGCUCUCUCUCCCAUCCACACGCCACAGCGAGGAGUCCCAGAAGUGGAUCCGGCUUCCCACAAGUACAGAGCUCCCCCCCAGACCAAACCCCAGACGCCUCAGAAGUCUGUCAGUGGGGCCCCGGUUACUGACUUCAGCCCUCCUCAGACAGGGCCAAUCACAGCCAACCCAGAACAGAUUGCCAGGCUGAGGAGUGAGCUGGACAUUGUACGUGGGAACUGCAAAGUGAUGUCAGAGAUGCUGACGGAGAUGGUGCCGGGGCAGGAGGAUGCCUCUGACCUAGAGCUCCUCCAGGAGCUGAACAGGACUUGCCGUGCCAUGCAGCAGAGAAUAAUGGAGCUCAUCUCACGGGUCUCCAAUGAGGAGGUCACCGAGGAGCUGCUGCAUGUCAACGAUGAUUUAAACAACAUCUUCCUGCGAUAUGAGAGAUAUGAGAGAUACAGACUGGGCCGUGCAGCUCAUAACAAUGGGGUGCUGAACGAGGCUUCAGAGGAGGAUAAUCUGAUAGAUCUGGGUCCAGGUUCCCCGGCUGUGGUUAGCCCUCGGGCAGGUGCUGGUGCCACCCCAACCGCUCCCUCCACCCCCCCAGCCUCUGCGGCAGUUGUACCCCCCACCACCUCGCUCUCCACCCAGCUCGCAGGACUGAAUGUGGAUUCAGACAGCGUGAGUGGUACCCUGAGCUCCCUGUCCACCCACAAACCCCACGACGACUUCGACAUGUUUGCCCAGACCCGAGGAAGCUCCCUCGCCGAGCAGCGCAAGAAUGUGAAAUACGAAGACCCACAGGCCCUUGGCGGCCUGGCCUCUGCCCUGGAUGUCCGACAGCAGAAUGCCACUGGGCUGAGUGUAAAUGCUGAUAACGCAGAGUUGGCGCCCAUAGACAGCUGGCUCAUUACCCAAGGAAUGAUUCCUGUAUCGCAGUCCUCUGUCAUGGAUGACAUUGAGGAGUGGCUCUGUACUGAUGUGAAGGGUGAUGAGGCCGAGGAGGGAGUCACCAGUGAAGAAUUCACCAAGUUCUUAGAAGAGCGGGCCAAGUCUGCGGACAGUGCCGCUCCAUCGCCCCCUAGAGGAGACCGUGGCACACUCGCUAGCGCGCCCGGCACCAGCCGCAAGAAGGCCGAGCGGACUGAGGACACCCUCUUUGCCUUGUAGUGUGCUCGUGUGGAUGAGAAGCUCCCACCGCCGGAGGCCUCCCCCUCCCGCUCCAGCUCCAACUCCGGCUCCACCACGGCAACCUCCACUCUUGAACCUCGGUCGACGCUCUUCAGCUUGCCGACGUCCAAACGCCCGUGCUCACUGCUGUCCGUGUCUCUGUCCUCUCCUGUUUUGACGCUCCAAGGUUUUCUCCGCCUACACCCACGGCUGGAGCAAAAGGCAGCCCCUCCACUGUACGCUCGUCUCCGCGGCUUGGGCAUGGCUUGGCCUGAAAAGCGGCGUGCAGUGAAUGUGGAGUCCCGCAGAUAAUGCAGCUUAACAGCGUGCAAGACUCUGCGGGGAGGAACUUGGGUUUGGCUCUUGCGAUGCAUUGAGGUUGUUUAAUUAGUUUAUUAACAGAACGUGUUAAAUACUAAGCCCCUGGCAUCUUCGCUUGUGCAAAAACCAUUGUUGUAUAUUACAUUUUGUAGCUUUAAUUCUGAACACGCCAGUCCACAAAUUGUUUUAAUCCUCGUGUCAUUCCUAUCUGCUGUUCCUAUAGUAACUGAGUCCUGUAAUCUCAUGCCCUUCCUUAAUGUCCCUAUGAGAGACAGAAAGGCGGUAUAAAACUCUGUUAUGGGAGUGCACAGUGAUUAGUGAGAGAUUAGCUAACGGAAUCUCUCUGGAUCUGGAUGCCUGGAGAAAGUUAGGAAAGGAGAAAGCAAAGUAGAAGCUCCGAUUGUCUCCUGCUCUGUCCCUGUGCUGCUCGCUGCUCUGAGUGCUGGUUUGGCCAAGGACCUUGACUGUUUCCUCGUGAUCAGAUGCUGACCAAAGACGGUGCAGAUGAAACAUGCUCUCCCGCAGACUUUAUGAAAACACACACUGCUGUAAAACGGUGGCCAUAUUAAAUGAGUCUUGUUAAACCGGCUGAGAAUAUUAGGUUACCCUGACCUGGAAAAUACAGCAUGACUUUGAUGAUCAUAUAGUUGUUGAUUAUAUUUUUUCCAUGAAUUGUUAGUUGUCUACGUGCUUUUCACCGAACCUUUGUUUCAGACCCCUGAAAUUCCGGCCCUCACAGAGGAAAGCGCACAGGAAAGUCUGCCUGAGAUUUUAUUUUGUUUCCCUGCUUUUAGAAACUGGCUGAAAAGCAAGAGUAAAUUUAAUACAGAGAAAAAAAAAAAGAGUCCAUGGGAGUUCAUUUUGAGAGGACACUCUCUGCAUGUGGAAUUAAAUUAUGGUAGCAUAAUUGGUAAACUGUGUUCAUAUUCAUAUGUAAAUACGUGUACAACAAUGUUUCGAUUAACAUGUCAAAUUUUGGGGAAGACGUUGUUUUUGCUUUUGUAUAGUUUUGCUUCCUGUUUGUGACGACAUUGAAAAAACCUGAAUUAUCUUACCCUCUUCCUCCGCCCUGAACAUGGUUCAUGGGUUCAUACUGAAUACUGUUAAGGUUGGCCUUCAUGGUGGAUAUAUGAUGUUUGGUAGAUAUGUCAGUAAAUUGUUUAUUUGGUCUGGAGACCAGCUAGCGUAGUUGGAUAUCACAUAAGGAAGAAAAGAAGCAUGAAAGAUGCCCUAGAUAUAUAGUGAUAUUUCAGAUGGCAUUGGUGAGGCCUGGGGCUUGAUGUUCACUACUUCUCUUGCACUUCAGCUUUAGUUACAGUACCAGUCUUUAAAGGAGUUGAAUUUAGUUUUCAGUUAAAUGUUGCACUUCAGUAUUUCCUUAAAUCCCCAAGUGGGAUGUUUUCACCUAACAUUAACAAUUUAUUUUAUAAAUACCACUAAAGUAGCCAGAGAGAUAAAUGUUGAAAGAUCACCCAUUUCAAAUUACAAUAAUGUGAUCAGUCAGGCCAGAAAUAAAAAUAAAUAAGAUGGACAAACAAAUGUGGUAAAUUGUAGAUGGCUCUUCUGCUAUAUACCUAUUAAUAUUAUAUGACUAGAGAUCAAGCAUUAGAUAAUAGCAGAAUUACCAACUAAAAUACAGUAGUUUCAGAGAGGUCUCAAGACCUUCAGUGUUUCUGUUCACUCAACGUGUUUAAAUAAGUAAUGAAUGGAUUAUUAAUGUUUCUUCAGCUCUUUUUAAUAGCGUUAUGCUAAGACCUGUCAAUGCUAGCUGCCUCUGUUCUAGAAAGAGCAUUGCUUUCAACUGACGUUGCAGUCGUUAUUUCUAAUAACUGCUUUAAUCAAUGUUACCAUGUGACAUUAAAAAUCUUAAUUCUUUUGAUUAUUUGUCUCAGAUUAAUGGCUUAAUGUAUUUUAGGAUAUUGAAAUGUCAUCAUUUCCUACUGUGAGAUUUAUUGUUUAAUUGUAUUAUUUUAUUAAAGUGACAUGGAGUCUA